Anopheles funestus (African malaria mosquito) is the source of this 5022-nucleotide messenger RNA. It is a transcript of the gene iPLA2-VIA, whose product is annotated as 85/88 kDa calcium-independent phospholipase A2. NCBI's taxonomy places the organism in Eukaryota, Metazoa, Arthropoda, Insecta, Diptera, Culicidae. Gene Ontology annotation, cellular component: mitochondrion. Bases 853 to 3666 code for a protein of 937 amino acids. Gene Ontology annotation, biological process: positive regulation of ceramide biosynthetic process; lipid metabolic process. The record is from RefSeq and is a predicted model, not a curated record. The transcript has 12 exons. Gene Ontology annotation, molecular function: protein binding.
AGGAUGAUAAUUUAAGAAAACAUAUUUUAACACGAAACUGUCACUACAGAUGGUUUGUAUUGAGUGAGACCACCUCCUUACUUGAUCAAUUGUAAACAAACGAUUUGAUCCAGAAUUUGUUAGCCAAAUUUAUUUACUUACCGCCAUUAAAACAGAUCCUUCAAUUUCUGCAAAUCAUCGAAUAGUUUGCAGUAUGUGGUCCAUCUCGAAUCGUUAAAUAAAUCGCGGUUAACAAACAAUGGUUUGUUGGUUUUUUUUGUUGUUGCCCGUUUCCCCUUUGCUGUCAAGUGUCGUCAAAACGCAAACGUACAUGAAAAUUCUAAUCUAUUAGUCAUAGCCGCGACAAGCGACGGGAAAGAAAAACAUCUGUAGAACGGAUGAUACAGUGCCGAAGGUCAGCCUUUUCUGAUUCCCGGUGGUAGUUCGUUGCAGCACACACUAGCUCGCGCUACGUUAUUUCAGCAUCGCAGUAAUAUAGUCUUACAAUCCGUGAAUCAGCAGUGUGCUGAUGCAAUCGACUGGGGUUAGUCUGGUGGAUUAGAAAGACGUAGAAGAAAAGGCCGUAUUCGAACGCAAAGCUGAAGCUAUGUUGAAUGUUCCUACAAGUGCUCUACGUUGAUAGUUUUUGUUUCGAAAGAUUCCUUCCAAUUGUUCCCCACCGAAUUCCUUUACAUCCCGCCCAAAAACCAGAUCUUUUGGUUAAGUUUGUUUUUGUUUGUAACCUACCACAAAAUGUUCCACCAACGUGUCUUCCCGUAAUCCCUGUACAUACGCUCAGUAUUAAUCCACUGCUGCAAACGCGUGGGAUCAAACAACCAUUCCGAAGUAGCGCACCUUCCGUGUUACCUCUAAAUGCAAAUGGCUUGGCUCGGGAUCGGUGCACUGGCAUCCGGUUUAGUAAUCCAGCGGCUGCUAGGUGGAGACGCACCGCCCAACAAGGUGCAAGAGGUAAAAAAUGAGUCCUACAUCAACCUGCAAGUACUACAGCGAAAUGAAUCGAUGCGGCUAUUUGCACCGAAUCCAAAUGCUCCCGACAAAAAGCUGGUGUACGAAAUCAUUCUGGAAAGACCGCACUCGGAAACGAUCAACACAUCGUACAGCUUAUACCGGGCAGCUACACAAGCGGCAGCGGAGGAAAAAUUUGAAGCCUUCCAUCAACGUCUGCCAGAAUUGGUGAAAAUUGUUCGCGAGAUGUAUAAUAUUAACGGUUUGCAGAAGCUUUGUGAUGUGUUGAUAGAAAAUCCUUCCUGGUCCCUGGCACAUGUUGUUGCUUUUUACAAUCUAACUGACUACGUAUCGAAUCCUAGUAUUAUCGAUUUUCUCGACUAUGCCGAAUAUUCCGACAUGAUGACUCCGUUGCAGAUUGCCGUUAAGGCAAACAACAUUGAGUUUGUGAAGGUGUUGGUACAAUCGAAUCAAUGUAACUUGGAGCACCUGGAUAAGAAUAGCAACUCGGUGUUCCAUUUUGCAGCGAGUACAACAAAAGAAAUGAUAAAUCUGUUAACAGCAAAAAGUACCUCAAACUUAAACCAUUGCAAUACCGAUGGUUACACACCGCUGCAUCUGGCCUGUUUGGCAGAUAAGCCGGACUGCGUGAAGGCGUUACUGUUAGCUGGAGCCGACACAAACAAAAUGGCCCGCGGUGCUGGAACGUCCUACAGCAAAUCUAUUCCAUCGACCUGCACUGAUGAACCUUCUUCUACAGGUAAUGUAGCGGAUUUUCUUGUCAGCAAUCCAAAUAAACUGUUCACACAGGACAUGAAGCAUGGUGGCACACCGCUACACUGGAGCUCUAGCCGGGAGGUACUGAAUUCGUUAAUCGAACGCGGUUGUGACGUGAAUUUAGUUAACUUCAAUGGUCAAACACCACUGCAUGUGAUGGUUGCUCGUGAUCGAUUGGAAUGUGUCGUUGCGUUAUUGGCCCACGAUGCGGACAUUGACGUGGUCGACAACUCAGGCAACACGCCACUGCAUAUAGCGGUGGAAAAGAAACUCAUCCCGAUCGUGCAAUGCUUGGUAGUGUUUGGUGCCGAUUUUAAUAAGCCGAACAAGGACGGUAAAACACCACGCCACAUGGUUGGCAAGGAUGACAAUGGUUCGAAGGAUUCGAUGAUACUGUACAUUUUACACUCGGUCGGUGCAAAACGUUGCCCAGAGAAGGGCACCAGCAAAUGUCCACCGGGAUGUGCGGCGGGCGGUACCUACAAUGGUAUCCCACCGGCACAGCCGGAAACUUCGGAGCAGCGGGAACAUAUCCAGCAGCUGCUGUCACACACGACCACCAAAUCGCAUCGGAACAGUGUGCCAAGCCUCAUAUCGAGCACGAUACGGGCUACCAUACCGGAGGAGCGUGAACGGCGCGAGGUUAAAACAAUAGAUGUCAGCCAGGAACGUAAAGGCGCUAGUAUGAUGGAUGCGUUGCUGUCGAUGUUUAUGAAUAAGGUAGAGGCGGCCUCUAAACCGACGUCACCCACGUCGACAACUUCCUCGCUGAAGGGCGGUAUGAAUCUGCUCGGCGACUUUGACGUUGGCGACGAACCGAUGCUAACGGACGAAAUCUGUGGCGCGCAAACAUCCAAAAGUCCGACGGGUGAAUCAUCGACUGGUGGAGGUCCACGAACGGAAUCGAGGCCCCGUUCGGCAUGCGAGCCCGGAACGAGUGGUGAAUCGUACGGUGGGCGUGGUCGUUUGCUUUGCCUCGAUGGUGGCGGUAUUAGAGGGCUAGUGUUGGCACAAAUGCUGUUGGAGAUAGAGAACCUAGCCCAAACGCCCAUCGUUCAUCUGUUCGAUUGGAUCGCUGGUACCAGUACCGGCGGUAUAUUGGCCCUCGCUUUAGGCUGUGGUAAAACGAUGAAGCAAUGUAUGUGUUUGUAUCUGCGCAUGAAGGAUCAAGCGUUUGUCGGUUCACGCCCGUACCCGAGCGAUCCGCUCGAGACGGUACUGAAGGAACAGCUGGGCGAGUUUACCGUCAUGUCGGACAUCAAGCAUCCACGGUUGAUGGUAACCGGUGUGAUGGCCGACAGGAAACCGGUCAAUUUGCACCUGUUCCGCAACUACGAAGCCGCCAGUGACAUUCUAAGCAUCGUAACGCCUUCGAACAAUCGUGGACAGCCUCCACCACCGCCGAGCGAGCAGCUGGUGUGGCGUGCGGCCCGUGCAACCGGUGCAGCGCCGUCCUACUUCCGUGCGUUUGGUCGUUUCCUUGAUGGGGGAUUGAUUGCGAACAAUCCGACACUGGAUGCUAUCACCGAGAUACACGAACUGAAUGCUGCCCUUCAUUACAGUGGUCGGGCAUCAGAAGCAGUACCGGUUUCGGUUGUAGUUUCACUUGGCACAGGACUAACGCCGGUAGUGGAUUUGAAGGAAAUUGAUGUGUUCCGUCCGGAUAGUAUAUGGGACACGGCCAAGUUGGCGUAUGGUAUUUCAACUAUCAGUACCCUGUUGGUGGAUCAGGCCACCGCAUCGGACGGACGUGUGGUGGACCGUGCCAGGGCAUGGUGUAGCAUGAUUGGGGUACCGUACUUCCGCUUCAAUCCCCAGAUGUCGGUCGACAUAGCGAUGGAUGAAAAGAUAGACGAACCACUAAUUAACAUGCUAUGGGAGGCGAAGGCGUACAUGCACAGCAACCGGAAGCAGGUCAUAGAGCUUAUCAAUCUGCUCAAGUAGCAGCAGUAAGUAAGGGCGCCCCGAGUGAAGGCUAGCAAAGACAAAAAAAUGUAUGAGAAAAACGAUAUCUACUUACUGUCUCCAUAUUCGCACCAACUUAACCACCUUUCGAGAUGAUAUGCCCACCAGCAACCAAAAAGCCCCCCUAAAUAGAGUUAGGAAAGCAACAGGAAUUGCUUCAUUAUCUCUUCAUUCUAUCUCUGGCGCUCUCUGUUUACCGUUUUUGGCGUGAAAGCACGAAACAUUCCUGAUGUAGUGACAAAUUUUAUUUUUUUUUAUAAAAGAAUAUGAAAACAAAGAGAAAGAUGAUAUGAGGAAGGAAAGGGGGAGCAUUAAAACGGGGAAGAAGAAAAAAAAACAAUCGCAUAACGUGUUUAGUCGAUGCCCGGUGAAAAAAUGUUACUCACGUUGCCUCAACAAAAGGUUUUCUUCAUUGUUCCAUACAUCGUACUGAAUUGUUGACAAUAUCUUUAGAAAACGAACAAUUUAUGUAGACUAUCAGCGGGGGAAGAAUUAAAACUUGCCCAAUAAGCGGAGCGAACGAAACAGAGGUAAAAAGUAAAACGCAUCGAAUGUAGCCGCAACUGACGGAAGGAAGAACACAUAAGCAACGCGAAUAAAUAAUAAGGCCUAGGGAACUAGGGAUUUGUGUAGGAUGAGAGUAAACAAGCGAGAAGCUAGAUUACAAUAAGAUGAACCAAAAAUACCUUUCACCGGCCAUACCUGGCUAAUGUUCCGUGCGCAUUCCGGCCAGGUAUGGUCGUACAUGUGUGCGUCAAAAAUAUUUAAAUUUUGUGAUUAUCGUGCUUUUGAGCUGCUUUGUCGAGUUAUGUGUCUACAAAAGAAAUCGUUUUCCUUGUGCAAUGUUGUCAAUAAUGGUUAAGAUUGGGACGAAUUGUACGAUCGUUAUACAGCACAGAUUUAUGUGUGUGUGUGUGCGUGUGUUGAGUUUUUGGAAGAAAGCUUAUGUUGUAUCACAUAAAUAGUUUAUUCGUUGUUUAUUUUUGAUGAUGCAGGUUUUAAUUUAUUUUAAUACAAACACAUGCACACACAUAUACAUAUAGCACAGUAAAAGCAAAACUGGAACAAAAACGUUGGAAAUAGUGCGUGAAAACGAAGAAAGAAGCCCACCAAACAUGUACAUGCGCUGGUAGAGUCCAACGAGUUAACGGAGGUAUGGAUGCGAUUCGAUGUUUCAACGAGCAGUUUUAUAAAACUACGCUCAUCAAAUGUUUCCUAAGUUAUUUAAAUUUGUUUUGUUAUUCUUUUUUCAUUGACCGUGUAGUUAAUGUUUGCAGGAGUGUGUAGGAAAAUAUGUUUCUUCCAAAUAAAUCGUUCCAAAAAGGUGUGACGAAA